GGGUAACCGGUCGAAAUUCAUCGCGAACGAGUUAACUAAGAAAACAAAAUGGAGUCGAAAACGAAAAAGUCAGAAGAUGCAGAUAGCAAACCAGUUGUUGUUUUAAAAGGACCAACAGAUAUCCAAAGGCUUAAGCUGGAAAAAUUGAUGAGAAAUCCGAACAAAGAAGCAUUCAUACCAGAAAAAUCGAAAGAAAAGGAACCAAGGGCGCCUCAUGAAUUUAUCAGGAAUGUCUGGGGUUCAAGUGCUGGGGCUGGAAGUGGGGAUUUUCAUGUGUAUAGAGGGGUCCGGCGCAGGGAAUAUGCAAGACAAAAGUUCAUUGAUGAAAAGGCUGAAAAAACUGCAAAGGAUCAAGAAUAUCAGAAAAAGAUAGAGCAGAAUCAAAAGGCAGCCGAUGAGAGAACAGCCAAGAAAAGAGCCAAAAGAAAUAAAAAAAAGCAGAAACUUAAAGCUAAAAAGAGCAAGCCAUCUGAAGAAACAACCAAAAAGGAAGAAAACGAUGACAGUGAAGAGGAAGAAGAUUCUGAUGAAGAGGAUGAGGAGAGGAGUGGGCAGGCUUCCGAUAAACGACCCACAGAGGAUGAGGAGAGGAAUGGGCAGGCGUCUGAUUAACGACCCACGGAGCAGACAGGCGAAGGGAGCGACGAGGAGAGAGACAUUCGGUGACAAGACGAGGGAGUGGCUCCCCAGACACGGAGACGGUGAGAGACGGACAGUAACCAGACAUAAGGAGAAUGUUAGACGGACGGUCUGCAAUGUGGUUCUAAUGUGACUGUGUAAAGAAAAUUGGUCAGGGGUUGAUUUCAUUGCAUCAACACAUCCUUGCUGUACUGUACUGCCCCAUGUUUCACCCACAGUUGCUUGGAUCAUUUCAAUUUUCAAAUCAUUUUGAUCACAUCCUUGCUUCUACAUGCAUGUUAUAUUUUUGGUCAUAUUCAGCACAUCAUUGCUGGUACCAGUUUUAGUGUGAGGACAAAGUAGUUUUUGUACUAAAACAUGAAAAACUUGUCAGAUAUGAUUUUUGUCAAAACAUAUUUCAUGUACAGUACUGUAUUUUAUUAAAAUGAAGUUUGCAUCUAAAGGAUAUCCUACGAUUUGUGAAGUGAUAUAUAUAAACGCAUAAUUUAGAUUUCAGAGUUAUAUGAAUUCUAUAUUUGCAAUUGGUAAGGGGAUUGGAAAACUUAAGUGAGAAAGAACAGCAUAUCGCAUCAGUCUCAGGUGUGCAUGUUUGUUGACAAAUUCCAAUGGAUUUAUGCUUUCUCAUUAUGUUUCUAAAUGUACAUGUACAUAUCAAUAAAAUAGUUAUAUGCGUGAUA
This is a messenger RNA of Magallana angulata, 1316 nucleotides long. RefSeq names its product PRKR-interacting protein 1 homolog. Lineage: Eukaryota; Metazoa; Mollusca; Bivalvia; Ostreida; Ostreidae. Gene Ontology annotation, molecular function: protein kinase binding; protein kinase inhibitor activity; double-stranded RNA binding. Gene Ontology annotation, cellular component: nucleolus. Gene Ontology annotation, biological process: negative regulation of protein kinase activity. The record is from RefSeq and is a predicted model, not a curated record. The coding region runs from base 49 to 612 and encodes 187 amino acids. The transcript is spliced from 6 exons.